AUGGAUUAAAAAGCUACGUAUAGAACAAGUACUCGUAGAUCAACAGUGCAAGUUGGUGGAAGCCCUUCAAACAUGUAUAGACCAGAAUAUUGUAAUUACGAAAUAUUAUGA
Paramecium tetraurelia is the source of this 111-nucleotide messenger RNA. RefSeq lists its product as uncharacterized. The transcript has a single exon. The record is from RefSeq and is a predicted model, not a curated record. Lineage: Eukaryota; Ciliophora; Oligohymenophorea; Peniculida; Parameciidae.